Messenger RNA from Tachysurus vachellii, 1596 nucleotides. It is a transcript of the gene abhd13, whose product is annotated as abhydrolase domain containing 13. The coding region runs from base 217 to 1230 and encodes 337 amino acids. Lineage: Eukaryota; Metazoa; Chordata; Actinopteri; Siluriformes; Bagridae. The transcript is spliced from 2 exons. Gene Ontology annotation, molecular function: palmitoyl-(protein) hydrolase activity. The record is from RefSeq and is a predicted model, not a curated record. Gene Ontology annotation, cellular component: membrane.
UUGGCGCAUGUUUCCGCUCGGACUGAUUACGGUGUGACACAUUGGAAAAGCGGUCUGACUAGUGGGCUAACCAGCAACCUAGCCUGUGUGGAAUGGAUAAACGUGUGCGUUUAGCACACAGAAUAAACCAUUUCUGUUUAAUAAUGUGCCUUUGAAGAGUGUAACAGAUAUUACCUGUAGAGUGAGAUCAGAGCAUCUCCUGUCAGAAGGCUUGUCAUGGAGAAGUCAUGGAGGUUUUGGGGGACACUGGAGCGAUGCCUGCUGACUGUGGGCUCAUGGAUUUGGGGAGUUUGCCGAAUCUCACUGCUGGCACUUAUCCUUACCUUCCACCUCUAUGGCGGCAUCUUGUUGCUGUGUCUCAUAUUGGCUUCUGUGGCUGGGAUCCUGUACAAAUUCCAGGAUGUGCUGCUGUAUUUUCCUGAUCAGCCUUCCUCCUCACGCCUUUAUGUUCCCAUGCCUACUGGAAUUCCUAACGAGAGUGUCCAUAUACGUACUAAAGACGGUGUGCGGCUCAACCUAAUUUUACUACGCUACACGGGUGAAAAUCCUGCUCUAGUUCCUACCAUUUUGUAUUUUCAUGGCAACGCAGGGAACAUCGGACACCGCGUACCCAAUGCACUGCUCAUGCUCGUUAACCUAAAAGCUAACGUGGUUCUGGUAGACUACAGAGGUUAUGGAAAAAGUGAUGGUGAGCCAAGUGAAGACGGACUCUAUCAGGAUGCUGAGGCCACACUGGACUAUGUCAUGUCACGGCCUGACAUUGACAAGACUAAAAUCAUAUUGUUCGGCAGGUCUCUGGGUGGUGCCGUGGCCAUCAGGUUGGCCUCAGUUAACCCACACCGUGUGGCGGCUAUAAUGGUGGAGAACACGUUCUUGAGCAUCCCACACAUGGCGUCCACACUCUUUUCCUUCCUUCCCAUGCGCUACCUUCCUGUUUGGUGCUAUAAGAACAAAUUCCUUUCCUACAGGUAUGUGACUCUAUGCCGUAUGCCCUCACUUUUCAUUUCGGGCCUGUCGGACCAGCUUAUCCCGCCUGUCAUGAUGAAACAGCUAUACGAGCUGUCGCCUGCGCGGACUAAGCGCCUUGGCAUCUUUCCUGAGGGAACGCACAACGACACCUGGCAGUGCCAGGGUUAUUUUGCUGCUCUUGAGCAGUUUAUUAAAGAGCUGCUCAAGGGCCAUGCACAGGAAGAAGCAUCCCAGGGCUCUGCAAGUGUCACCAUCAUUUAGAAACUGCUUCCACUACUACUAAUGUGGAUCUGCUGUAAUAGAAUGUUUAUUUUUACGCUCUUCCUCUCCCCUUUCCCGAUUCCAUUUCUAGCACUUAAUCUUCGGUGGUUAUUAUAUUAAGGAUAUGUGUGUGGAUUGUGAUUGGAGGACGAUGCGGUUUUAAAUAUCCUCAAAGCUUUCAGUUAAAAUAUGAAUGCAUGAAUGAUCCACUUCUAUAAUGUAAUGUCUUCAUUUUCAUACACUCAUUUGUACUGACUGUACAGCUCUUUUUAUACAGAGACUUUACCAUCCAAGGUAUACCAAAAGGUCAUUCAUGGGCUCAUCCUACUGUAUAAUAAAGAUUCUUGUCUAAUAAUGUCAGACAAA